GUUGCAAGGAUAAAACUAUGGCUCUUACAUUAAGAGAUUUGAUACAAACAUCAUAUUUCAGAGUUGUAGUUGUUGAAGAUGUUGAUUCAGUUGAAUGUUGUGGAGCACUAAAGAACAUAGUAGCUUGUGGUGCUGGUUUUGUCGAUGGUUUAGGACUAGGGGAUAAUACAAAGGCUGCUAUCAUUAGGUUAGGACUUAUGGAAAUGAUUAAAUUCGUAGAUGUCUUUUUCCCUGGUGGAAAGCUUUCUACAUUCUUUGAAAGUUGUGGUGUAGCAGACCUUAUUACUACUUGUUACGGUGGUCGGAAUCGUAAAGUUUCAGAAGCAUUUGUCAAAACUGGCAAGACAAUUGAAGAAUUGGAAAAGGAAAUGUUAAAUGGACAGAAGUUACAAGGUCCUUUCACAGCUGAUGAAGUAAAUUACAUGUUGAAAGCAAAAAAUAUGCAAAACCGCUUCCCCCUUUUCACAGCUAUACAUCGGAUUUGCACUGGUGAGAUAAAUCCACAGGAACUAAUUGAAUGCAUACGCAACCAUCCUGAACACAUGGACAAUGACGUUAAUUCAUCAAUGCUGCAGCUACCUGCACCGAAGUGCCAUUUGUGAAGAUGAUAUUGAAGGACAAAGAGGAGAGAUGCUUCAUGUAUUCAUGUCUAAAAAAUUGUUAUCAAUUUAUAGAUUAUUUUUGGAAUGUGAUGCAUUAUUAACACAUUUAACACUCACACUAACUGGAUAUUGUGAUAACAAUCGCACUCAUCAUGACUAACUAUGUUAACAAUAGAGCAAUCACUUUUCUUUAAAAUCUGUUGUCAAUAAAUACUUCUGAAAUA
Molecule: messenger RNA, 826 nt
Organism: Dufourea novaeangliae
Lineage: Eukaryota; Metazoa; Arthropoda; Insecta; Hymenoptera; Halictidae
Product: glycerol-3-phosphate dehydrogenase [NAD(+)], cytoplasmic-like
Exons: 4
Biological process (GO): glycerol-3-phosphate metabolic process; carbohydrate metabolic process
Cellular component (GO): glycerol-3-phosphate dehydrogenase (FAD) complex; cytosol
Molecular function (GO): glycerol-3-phosphate dehydrogenase [NAD(P)+] activity
Source: RefSeq, a predicted model, not a curated record